Eriocheir sinensis (Chinese mitten crab) is the source of this 2796-nucleotide messenger RNA. Its product is annotated as exonuclease 3'-5' domain-containing protein 2-like. The record is from RefSeq and is a predicted model, not a curated record. NCBI's taxonomy places the organism in Eukaryota, Metazoa, Arthropoda, Malacostraca, Decapoda, Varunidae. Bases 288 to 2192 code for a protein of 634 amino acids. Gene Ontology annotation, molecular function: 3'-5' exonuclease activity; nucleic acid binding. The transcript is spliced from 7 exons. Gene Ontology annotation, biological process: nucleobase-containing compound metabolic process. Gene Ontology annotation, cellular component: cytoplasm; nucleus.
AAUUUUGGGUGAAGGCGUACGAUGUUUGUUUGUGUUCAUGGUUUGUUUACAGUCGCUGGCACCUGGACGGGGAAUUACACGUCGAGUAGAGAUAAGGUGAUGCAAUGAUUAGGAAAAUGAGGAAGGAAACAGAGGAGAGGCCCAAUAGGAGAAGGACCCACGAAGCGACAAGGACCAAGAUAAGGAGGGCGAGUAGGAUAUUGUAGACCGUCACAGCCAUUCACCAACAGGAUAAGUAAAAAUCUUUGAAAUUGUACUGAAGAAUCAAGUCAUUUCCUGGAACUUGAAUGAUGGAGUUAAGCAGUGUUUGGGCACUAGGUGUGGGCCUUGGCGGAGUGGUGCUGCUGCUCUGCCUACACUGCACAGGGCGAGUGGUGGUGCAGACGCUGGUGCGAUGGAGGGUGGCAGCAGCAGUGUGGCGUACAUCACAAAAGGUGUGGGUGGUCAAUACUCAGCAGAUGUGGGAGCAGGUCUUUCCUCAUUUGUACAGGGAGGCAGUGAAGGAUGGCGCACUAGGAUUUGACUGUGAGUGGGUUCAAGUUAAGAGGCUGAGGAGGCCAGUAGCCUUACUACAGUUGGCCACUUCAUCUGGCCUGUGUGUUUUGAUACGACUCUGUCACCUCAAGCGUGUCACUCUGCCUGGGUUAAAGGAGCUUCUGAGGGAUGAGAAUGUACUUAAGGUUGGGGUGGGGACAUUGGAAGACAGUCACUAUUUGUAUCAGGAUUACAACUUCCAGGUUCGAGGAUGCAUAGACCUGCGACAUCUGGUGUUGCUGAAACAGGGAGUGGAUGGAGGCGAGGGCAGCCAUAACCUGGGCCUCAGUGCCCUUGCCCAAACCUUCUUGAACCAAACCCUGGACAAGGACUGGAGGGUCAGAGCCAGUGACUGGGAGGCUGACUUACUGACCAAAAGACAGGAAAAAUAUGCUGCCAAUGAUGCCUUAGUUGGAAUACAGGUAUUGAUGGUUUUGGUAGGAGAGCUGUGGGGAAAAAUGGAAAGACCUACAUCUCUCCUAUUGCCCUUCCUGCUGCCCACCUUAUGGCAUUUUUACUUUGCCAAGGCCAUUCGCCACACCUGCCAGGCUUACACUGAUAGGAAAUUCUCCACCAAGAGCCAGGACACAGUGAAUAGAACCAGUGGCUCUCAACCUAAGGCUGCACCUCGCAGACGAAAGGAAGACCUUCAAGUUACCACAAGGAAGGGACCCCUGUAUUACAACUGCCAGCUUCUUGCUCCUGAUAACAAGCCCUUAUGUACAAUUGAUCCCAAAAAGGCACGCUGGUAUGUUGAUAAAGGGCUGGGCCACCUUAUCAGUGAGGAACCUCUGAUAGUACGCCUUAACUUUGAACCAACCGGGCGUCCUCAGGCUGAGCGUGAGGAUGGAGAGUUUUAUCUGCAGGAGCGUCUCAAUGUGUGUGUUGUGUGCGGUGAGAAAGACUCGUACAUCAGGAAGAGUGUUGUUCCUCACGAAUACAGGAAGCACUUCCCUGCUCUUUUGAAGCAUCAUCAGAACCAUGAUGUUUUGCUUCUGUGUUUUCCCUGCCACCGUCAGAGCAACAUACUUGAUGCACAGCUGCGAGGAAAAAUGGGCAAGGAAUUCCAGGCUCCUGUGGGUAAUGAUCCUGAGGCCAAGGAUAUUAUUGACACAUCUUGUAAGUCGGUGAGGAAUGCAGCUCGAGCCCUGCUAAGGCAUCGUGGAAGCCUUCCUGAGGCCCGUGCUCUGGAGUACCAGCAAACCCUGCAACAGUUCUUUGGCUGUGAGGCAGUAACAGAGGAACAAAUGGAGGAGGCAGCCAACAUGGAAGUAAAAGUGUACAAGAACAAUCAGCAGGAGCAUGGGCAGGCAGUUGUUGAAGCUUACAAGAAGGUAGGCCUGAGUAAACUUGAGCAGCGGUGGAGGCAAUACUUUCUGGACACAAUGAAUCCACGCUUCCUGCCUGAGUGUUGGUCUGUCACUCACAACAUGUACAAGAUGAAGCUUAAGAUGGCCCGCCUGCCUCUAGACCACGAGGAUCGUCUUGUGUACAAAAUGGCCUUAGUGGGGACAGAAGGAAUUGUUGAUGUUCCCUACAACCCGAGGGAGGGUCGAAAUGAAUCACCAUCGGACAACACACUCCCCUUGACAGAGAGAGGAAAUAAGAUCUUGCUUUUUCCACAAGAAUCAAAUAAUUUCAAAAGCAAUGUUACGUGAAAAAAUAAUGCAGAAAAGCAAGGCGUUUAAUUUGACAAUUUUUAGCCAGCAUUAAACAAUCUAAGUUGAAGGUUAAGGACCCAAAUUCUAUCCAGCACUCAAUUUUAUCCCUGUCUUUUCAUAUAGGCUGCUUCCAUAACAUCUCAAGACAAUCUGUGUGUGUUAAACUAAACAAGGACAAUACAGGGCCAUAAAAAUGUCUAGUGAGUCAAGUUUGGCCCACCUCUGACCUUGGCAAAUGAUUGACAUCUAUUUAUGCCUUCUAUCAGUUAAUGUAUUUUUCUGUAAGUUCUCCAGAGCAAAGUACAAGAUGAUAUUUGGGCCUUUUACAUUAGUUGUUGGAUUAGAGAAUAUAGAAAAUUAAAAUGAUGGGGUACUUUUUUAUAGCACUAGCCUCAAAUAAGGUGCAAGAAAAGAUAGAGUUUUUGUACCGAGGACUUUGGUAAAAUGUACAUUCCAUUAUGAUUGUGGGAGUACACUUGAAAAUAUUGACAAGCUAGUGUUGGCUCCUUGUCAUACACGGGAGAAAUGGUGCUUAUAUAUAAUGCCUUAUAUCAAAUUCGAGCCAUUUGAUUUUUAUAAAGAAUAAAUUAUUUUUUUGUAA